This is a messenger RNA of Cucumis sativus (cucumber), 366 nucleotides long. RefSeq lists its product as uncharacterized. Lineage: Eukaryota; Viridiplantae; Streptophyta; Magnoliopsida; Cucurbitales; Cucurbitaceae. The record is from RefSeq and is a predicted model, not a curated record. Bases 1 to 366 code for a protein of 121 amino acids. The transcript has 2 exons.
AUGGACUUCAUUUCUGGACUACCUAGGACCCUGAAGAGUUAUACAGUGAUAUGGGUUGUUGUUGACAGAUUCACGAAGUCAGCACACUUCAUUCCAAGGAAGUCCACUUAUACUACCACUUAUCAUUUGGCCUUGCCUCCGCAAUUAUCUGCAGUUCAUGAUGUGUUUCAUGUCUCCAUGCUGAGGAAGUAUGUGGCAGAUCCCUCACAUAUAGUCGACUACAAACCGUUGCAAAUUAACGACAACUUAAGCUAUGAGGAGCGGCCAGUUGAGAUUUUGGCUAAGGAAGUUAAACUGCUUUGUAACAGAGGAAUUACAUUGGUCAAGGUUUUGUGGCGAAACCACGAGGUUGAGGAAGCUACUUGA